This is a messenger RNA of Mytilinidion resinicola, 660 nucleotides long. RefSeq lists its product as uncharacterized. NCBI's taxonomy places the organism in Eukaryota, Fungi, Ascomycota, Dothideomycetes, Mytilinidiales, Mytilinidiaceae. Gene Ontology annotation, biological process: protein phosphorylation. The transcript has a single exon. The annotation marks the transcript as partial. The record is from RefSeq and is a predicted model, not a curated record. Gene Ontology annotation, molecular function: ATP binding; protein kinase activity.
CGACGUGUUGAUACGCAGACUUCGGGCUAUAUGCCCCCGGGGGUACGUUUGGAUGCUGAGUCUCUCCGUGACUUGGCUACAUGGGCAGUGCCAUUCCACCCGUCUGAGAUCCUUCUCAGCUCCAAGAAACCGGAAGAUGCACUCGUCAAACGUCCUGAGAAGGUGCUUGUCAACAAUAGGCAGACGGCGUACUUCUUCAAGCCUUUCCCCCCAGGAGCAUUGACUGACGCGAGGACCGAGCUGGAGAGUUACAAGAGGAUAGCCAAGGCGGAGCUGCGGCCGAAUACACGCAUCUGUCGAUUGCAUGGUGUUGUGCAGAACGAAGAGGGUCUUCCAAUGGGCUUGUUACUAACUUACAUUAGCCACGAGCGAAAAACGUUAGAGUUGGCCGUACGUCCUGACACGUCACUCUCAAUGAGACAGCAUUGGGCAGACCAGGUCACGGAGACUCUCGCGGAUCUGCACAGAGCAGGGCUUGUCUGGGGAGAUGCUAAGGCUGAUAACGUCCUAAUCGAUACCGAGAAUAACGCAUGGAUUGUGGACUUUGGAGGGAGUUUUACUGAAGGGUGGGUUGACAAAGAGAUUGCUGGGACGGUAGAAGGGGAUUUGCAGGGUCUCGAAAAGAUUGUGUCUUUCGUAUUGACGAACUGGCUGCCAUAG